This is a messenger RNA of Olea europaea var. sylvestris, 1194 nucleotides long. RefSeq lists its product as uncharacterized. The coding region runs from base 209 to 874 and encodes 221 amino acids. The transcript is spliced from 5 exons. Lineage: Eukaryota; Viridiplantae; Streptophyta; Magnoliopsida; Lamiales; Oleaceae. The record is from RefSeq and is a predicted model, not a curated record.
AAUUGCCAUAAGUUCGAGCUAGCUUUUGUGGCUAUCACAAAACCAAAGAAAAGUUAUCCAAGUUCCAAAGGAAUAAUCUGUUAAUAUUCCAGGCUUUCUAGUUAAGGUUGCCUUCUGGCUGUUACAGAACUAGAAGUGAAAAACUUUGGGAGGUGAAAACUCAGGUUCUGUUUUAAUAAUCACCCGCAAACUCAGUCACCAGCCCACCAUGAUUCAUACAUUUUCCAUCUCAUAUUUCUGUCCACCCCACCUCCCAAAAACUCUCCCUAUUUGCCCUCCCACAAUCACCGUCCCUUCUACUGAUUUUCUUGCCAAUAAUCGUACAAGAAAAAUCACUUCCAAUCAAAUAAAGAAAUGGGUCCUACAGAGCAGUGAUAAUCCAACGGCGGUGAUUACAUCUCCACCUGAUGAUGUUGCUACUGGAAUGGAGUCAGCAUCAAGCGUCGUGAGGAAGUUUUAUCAGGGAAUCAACCGCCGUGAUUUGGCUUCUGUGGAGCCACUUAUUGCUAAUAAUUGUGUGUAUGAGGACCUUGUCUUCCCUCGACCAUUUGUUGGCCGCGAGGCAAUCGUAGAAUUCUUCAAGAAAUUCAUUGAUUCAAUCAGCACGGAUUUGCAGUUUGCUAUUGAUGAUAUAUCUGAGGAGGAUACCUCAGCUAUUGGGGUAACUUGGCAUUUGGAAUGGAAUGGAAAAACUUUUCCUUUCAGCAAAGGAUGCAGCUUUUAUCGGUUAGAAGUGAUAAAUAGCCAGAGGCAAAUAGUUUAUGGGAGAGACAGUGUUGAACCUGCUAUCAAACCUGGAGAGACAGCUCUGGUUGCUAUCAGAAGUGUUGCUUGGCUGCUGCAAAAAUUCCCAAACUUGGCAGACCGGUUAUGACUGUAGCUUGAAAUGUUAAAUUGCUACUAAUAACAUUCCAAAAUUUGUUAAUCGGAGUAGAUAUCAACCUGUACAGCAAACAAGGUUGGUGAAAGAAAAACUGGUACAUGAUUUAAUUAUUUGUACUGCACAAAUGUUCACGGUUCAAAUUUAAGUACCCAUAAUCGUUACUUAAUUGCAGGUAUGUACAAAAAUUGAAUUAUAUCAAAUUUCUCUGCAAAAUUUGGUUUAUUUUCUCUUAUCACCCGUAGGAUAAGUGGAAAACCAAUUGCAACUGUAUAUGAGGGUGAGUUAUUUCAAACAGAAAAAUUCAGUGUCAA